This is a messenger RNA of Poeciliopsis prolifica (blackstripe livebearer), 988 nucleotides long. It is a transcript of the gene tnni1a, whose product is annotated as troponin I type 1a (skeletal, slow). Gene Ontology annotation, cellular component: troponin complex. The coding region runs from base 80 to 631 and encodes 183 amino acids. The record is from RefSeq and is a predicted model, not a curated record. NCBI's taxonomy places the organism in Eukaryota, Metazoa, Chordata, Actinopteri, Cyprinodontiformes, Poeciliidae. The transcript is spliced from 5 exons. Gene Ontology annotation, biological process: muscle contraction.
ACUAUUUCUUAACCAAGGAAAGAUUUAAAUGAGAAUGCCUCGGUGAAAGUGGCAUACAUGUACUGAUAAUCUCCUGCCCAUGCAGAGAAAAUCCAAAAUAUCAGCCUCAAGGAAGCUGAUGUUGAAGAGCCUGAUGGUGGCAAAGGCCAAGGAGGAACUGGAGCAGGAGAUUCUUGUCAAAGAAGAAGAAAAACAGAAGUACCUUGCAGAGAAAGCGCCUCCUCUGAACACCGGUGGUUUCAGUCUUGCUCAACUUCAGGAUCUCUGCAGAGAGCUCCACGCAAAGAUCGAUGUGGUUGAUGAGGAACGAUAUGACAUUGAGGCCAAAGUCAUGCUUAACACACGCGAGAUUAAAGACCUCAACAUCAAAGUUCUAGACCUCAGGGGGAAAUUCAAGAGGCCUAAUCUUAGACGAGUCCGUGUCUCUGCUGACGCCAUCCUUCGCUCACUGCUGGGCUCCAAGCACAAAGUGUCCAUGGAUCUUCGAGCUAAUCUCAAGUCAGUCAAGAAAGAAGACACUGAGAAGAAGAGGCCAGUGGAGGACAGCGACUGGAGGAAGAAUGUGGAGGCCAUGUCUGGGAUGGAGGGAAGGAAGAAAAUGUUUGAUGCUGCUAAAGGUUCUGCUCAGUGAAGACAGAGCAGAACCUGUCUUCUUAAUGGCUGUUGUUGCUCUGCUGCUGUUUUGUGUUGCCUAUUUUGUCUCCUUCUAUCCACUCAUCAAGGUUUUGCUUUUGAUUUGCAUUUUGCUUUGUUUUUAUUUUUUCCUGCAAUGGAAACUUUUCAACAAAUAUUUCUAAAAAUGAAAUAAAAAUUGUGUUUUUGAAAAUGUGCACCACACUCAAAUGAAGCGAGUGAUCAUGCAAAUUGAACCGCGUGCUUGAUGUGGCGUCUUCAAAACUAUAUCUAUCUGCGGUGGGUUUGUGACCUGUAAUGCAAUGUUUUAAAGGAAUAAAAAAAAGUACACAAAUGUGCUCUAUUCAACAUGGAA